CCCGAGUUUGAUCCCCAGUACCAAAAAAUAAAAAUAUUAAGGUCAGAAAAAUGACAUUUUGUACAAUCAGAGUAACUUCACGUACUUGUCUACCUUACUUUUUUUACUUGGAUUCUAAUUUUGUAGGCUCCUUCUGUGAACCAUGCUUGAGAGGCAUUGUACAAAGAAACUGGGGCUGACCCAGGUUCCCCUUGCAUAGUUACAUUAGCAGUGAAUUCCAGUGUAACAUGAAAAUUCCUGUAUGACGUGUACAUGUGAAUGGACAGUUAAGUGUUUCAUGACUGAGACGUGAAGGAAACAUUCGGAAACCUCAGCCUCAUAUGGGCUGUGUCUGAGGAGAGAUGAGAUGUUCCAUGUUGUGAAUCUCAUACUUCUUCCUGGAAACACGUGUCUGAUGAUUUAGGAGGCACUGACCUUCGAGGAUGUGGCUGUGAACUUCACCCAGGAGGAGUGGGCUUUGCUGGAUCCAUCCCAAAAGAAGCUCUACAGAGAUGUGAUGUGGGAAACCUUUAGGAACCUGGCUGCCAUAGGAAGACAUUCAGAUGACCAGCACAUUGAAGAUGAGUACAACACUUGCAGGAAAAGUCUAAGAAGUGAAGAGGGAGAGAAAUCCUGUCAGUAUAAAUUACGGUACCAAGGUGGAGAAGCUGUUGUUCAGACUCCAGAUACGAAUGCGCACAUGAAACUUGUUCAUAUAAAUCCAGGUGGGAGCCUCUCCUGUAGAAGGCACCUGACUGGUCCUUCCUCAGCAGAUGGGCCCAUCACAGCCGACGCUGGACUCAAAUCACCUGAGCAGCAGGGAUUUCAAGGAAAGCUGUCUAACUGUAACAUACAUGGAAAAACCUGCAUAAAACUUCAGUCAUCUCAGAAAUAUGCAAAGACUCCUCCUGGGGAGAAACCCCAUGAUCAUAUGCUAGGCGGAAAAUCCUUCCCUGAUUGCACUGAAGAAAGUACCGUUGAAAUGAAGCCAUUUAAAUAUAAGCAAGAUGUGACAUCAUUCAUUACACCCAGCAGUGCUCAGAUUGGAGAGGGAAGUCACAGUGAAGUGAACAGAUACACAUGUGUAACAUGUGGGGAAAUUUUUAUUUCUUACCAUGAUCUUAAGAUACAUGAAAAAGGUCACACUGGAGGAAAAAAGUAUGUAGUUAAACACUGUGAAAAUUUCUUCACUAACAGCAAAUCAAGUGACAAUCAUGAAAGAACUCACACCGGGGAGAAACCCUACGUAUGUAAGCAAUGUGGGAAAGCUUUCAGAACACACAGAGUUUGUCAAGGACAUGAGAGGACUCACGGUGGGGAGAAACCCUAUGUCUGUAGGCAAUGUGGGAAAGCUUUCAGCAGACAAGGUAAUUGUAAUCGACAUGAAAGAGUUCAUUCUGGGGAGAAACCCUAUGUAUGUAAGCAGUGUGGCAAAGCAUUUAGCACACACAGUGAUUGUCAGAUACAUGAACGGAGGCACACAGGGGAGAAACCGUAUGUAUGUAAGCAGUGUGGGAAAGCUUUUAUCACUCAUAGUGCUUGUCAAAGACACGGACAAACUCACUCUGGACAGAAACCCUACAUAUGUAAGCAUUGUGGGAAAGCGUUCAGCACACAUGGUGAAUGUCAAACACAUGGACAGACCCUCACUAUAGAGAAACUCUGUGUAAGUCAGCAAUGUGGUGAAGCUUUCGGCAUAGGUGGAGAUUGUCAAAGAAAUGAGCAGACUCACGCUGGAGAGAAACCCUACGUAUGUAAGCAAUGUGGGAAAGCUUUCAGAACACACAGAGUUUGUCAAGGACAUGAGAGGACUCACGGUGGGCAGAAACCCUAUGUCUGUAGGCAAUGUGGGAGAGCUUUCAACAAACUAGGUAAUUGUAAUCGACAUGAGAGAGGUCAUUCUGGGGAGAAACCCUAUGUAUGUAAGCAGUGUGGCAAAGCAUUUAGCACACACAGUGAUUGUCAGAUACAUGAACGGAGGCACACAGGGGAGAAACCGUAUGUAUGUAAGCAGUGUGGGAAAGCUUUUAUCACUCGUAGUGCUUGUCAAAGACAUGGACAAACUCACUCUGGACAGAAACCCUAUGUAUGUAAGCAUUGUGGGAAAGCGUUCAACACACAUGCUCAUUGUCGAUUACAUGAACGGACUCACACUGGUGAGAAACCCUUUGUAUGUAAGCAGUGUGGGAAAGCUUUCAGCACACGCAGAUCUUGUCAAAGACACGAGCACACUCACACGAGGCAGAAACCGUAUGUAUGUAAGCAGUGUGGAAAAGCUUUCAGUACAGGUGCUUACUGUCAAGCCCAUCAACAGAGGCACACUGGUGAAAAACCCUAUGUGUGUAAGCAGUGUGGGAAAGGAUUUAUCACUUGUAGUUCUUAUCAAAAACAUGAAGAAACUCACACUGGGAAGAAACCCUACGUACGUAAAUACUGUGGGAAAACGUUCAGCACACAUGGCAGUUGUGAAAUACACGAAAGGAUUCACACUGGAGGGAAACUGUACCUAUGUAAACAAAGUGGGAAAGGUCUCAGCCCUGGUGCAUGUCAAACACAUGAAUGGACUAACACUGUAGAGAAACCCUAUGUACGUAAUCAGUGUGGGAAAGGUUUCAGCACAAGUGGAGAGUGCCAAACGCAUGGGGGGACUCAGACUGGGGAGAAACCGUACGCAUGUAAACUGUGUGGGAAAGCUUUCAGAACACACAGAGUUUGUCAAGGACAUGAGAGGACUCACGGUGGGGAGAAACCCUAUGUCUGUAGGCAGUGUGGGAAAGCUUUCAGCAGACUAGGUAAUUGCAAUCGACAUGAGAGAGGUCAUUCUGGGGAGAAACCCUAUGUAUGUAAGCAGUGUGGCAAAGCGUUUAGCACACACAAUGAUUGUCAGAUACAUGAACGGAGGCACACAGGGGAGAAACCGUAUGUAUGUAAGCAGUGUGGCAAAGCGUUUAGCACACACAAUGAUUGUCAGAUACAUGAACGGAGGCACACAGGGGAGAAACCGUAUGUAUGUAAGCAGUGUGGCAAAGCGUUUAGCACACACAAUGAUUGUCAGAUACAUGAACGGAGGCACACAGGGGAGAAACCGUAUGUAUGUAAGCAGUGUGGCAAAGCGUUUAGCACACACAAUGAUUGUCAGAUACAUGAACGGAGGCACACAGGGGAGAAACCGUAUGUAUGUAAGCAGUGUGGCAAAGCGUUUAGCACACACAAUGAUUGUCAGAUACAUGAACGGAGGCACACAGGGGAGAAACCGUAUGUAUGUAAGCAGUGUGGCAAAGCGUUUAGCACACACAAUGAUUGUCAGAUACAUGAACGGAGGCACACAGGGGAGAAACCGUAUGUAUGUAAGCAGUGUGGGAAAGGUUUUACCACUCGUAGUGGUUGCCAAAGACAUGAAGAGACUCACACUGGAAAGAAAACCUAUAUAUGUAAGCAUUGUGGGGAAGUGUUCGGCACACACAGAUCUUGUCAAAGACAUGAGCAGACUCAUCGGAAUAAAACCAUGUGUAUUUAAGCAGUGUGGGAAAGCUUUCAGCAUACAAUUCCUGUCAAACACAUGAAAGGACCCACUGGGAAGGGAAAAGAAGAAUAUAUAUAUAUACGUCUGUGUGAGUCUUCCAACACAACAGGGUCAAAAGAUGAACAGUCCCCGCUGGCAAGAAGCCAUAUGUAUGUGGGCAGGGUGGGAACACUCAGGAGACAGAAUUUGUCAAGGGCAACAGAGGACUCAGGGUGGAGAGAAACCACAUGUAUGUGAGCAGUGUGGAAAAGCCUUCAGCACAUUCAGUUAUUGUCAAACAUGACUGGAUUCACACUAGUGCAAAACCCUAUGUAAGCAAGGUGGGAAAGUUUUCAGCACACAGGUGUUGUCAGAUACCUUUUCAGACUCGUACUGAGGAGAAAUCUUGUUUAUGUAAAUGGUGCGGAACAGCUUUUAGCAGAAACCAAGAUUGUCAAAUUCAUGUAGGGAACUCAUAUGGGGGAAAUCCCUAGGUAUAUAUUGGUAGCCCUAAUAUUUUGAACAGUGUACCUAAUCAUAACAAGUUAGUUAUGCUUAGACGAUUAAAUUAGCCAUCAUGUGGGCAAUAUUAUAAAAGCUCUGUCUCAACUGUUUACUUCUUUUGGCUUUUUAAGAAGUGUUUCCCCAUGUAGUACAGGCUGGUCUCAAACUGGUGGCAGUCCUCAGCCUUACAAGUGCUGGGAUUACAGACUUUCACCAUCUCUCCUGUUAAAAAGUGUGUCUGUUUUACAGUGAAAUGGUAAAUAACCUGUGUGCUUCAUGACGUAUUACUACAUUGUAGAACAUAGCAUUAGUUUUUACAUGAUGAAAUACGGGGCUAAUUUUAUUACAGCUCACUUAUAAUCAGUUCUUUAUCAAGACUUUGUGUAGUGCGUUCUGCUAUUUCAGCCUGAGGAAACAUGAAAAUAGAGGUAAUUCUUUCCUGAGCAUAUUUAUUUCCUACCAUCUUAGCGUAAAAAAAAAAAAAGUCUAGUGCUACCGGUGGUUUGUGUCUGUAAUCCCACCCGCUCAGGAAGCGCAGGUUGACAGUGGAACCUGUGACAAUGAAAUAUGAAGUGCUGCAGGUGUAGCUCAGUUUAUUAAUAUUCUUUGUGUAAACCCUGUGUUUUAUCUGCCAGGCAUCGUAUCCCACGGCUAAUCUAGCACGUGAAAGACUGAGACAAGGGGAUCCCCAGGACAUCUAGACUGUUCUGGACUAUGUAGUGAGUGUAAGCCAAGCCUGAACUAAAUAGGAAGAUUCUAUCUAACCCCUCACACACAAAACGUGUGUUACUAAGCAACAGUAAUAGUCUGUGCUUAGGUAAAUGCUUCAGUUUUGUGUUAGAAUGUAGUCACUAUUUGUGUGAUUACAUAAUUGUUACUACUACAUUUCAUCAUUGUUUCCAUUCUUCCACAAUUUUCCUCUGAUCUUACGGAGAAAACCUAAGCACAAACACCGGUCUUCACCACAGCCGUCAACCUCACAGUGAUCAUUUUUCCCAUGGUGAGGGGCACACGUUGGCAUGGGUCCUUCCCACAUCACAGACAUGAAGUUCAAAUGGACUUCACAGGACUGGUGAUCUUGUGCACCUUAGAGAAACUGAAGACCACAGUGUGAACAACCUACCAUGUACUAGCCCAGAAAGCAUUCCUGUGUACAUACAAUAGAAUCAAGAUUAUUGCAUGGAUAUUAUCAGAUCAUAGGGCAAUGACAGAAAUAAAUGUCAACAAUGUAUAGAAACUAAGGGAACUCAAGAAUACUAUCUUCUAUAAAUGAGUCUCAGAAGAUAUUGAAGUAAACAUUAGUUUCUAGAGUCCAAUUAUAAUAGCAAUACAACAUAACCUAUAAGGCAGAAUGAAAGCAGUGAUACCUGGGCAAAACAUACAUGGUUCAAACCACUUAAAUCAGGAAAACCAAAUAAACUCACGUAAAUAACCUACCAUUGCAUCUCAGGUUCCUGGAAUAACAAAUCCGAAGUUCUGAUGAGUUGGGAAAUUGUAAAGGGAAAAGUGGAACAGAAUAAAUUGAGACUGAGAAACACAAUGAUUCAAAAGGUGUUUGUUUGAAAGAAUAAACAAA
Messenger RNA from Fukomys damarensis (Damara mole-rat), 5561 nucleotides. Its product is annotated as zinc finger protein 345-like. The transcript has 3 exons. Gene Ontology annotation, cellular component: nucleus. Gene Ontology annotation, biological process: regulation of transcription by RNA polymerase II. The record is from RefSeq and is a predicted model, not a curated record. Lineage: Eukaryota; Metazoa; Chordata; Mammalia; Rodentia; Bathyergidae. Gene Ontology annotation, molecular function: RNA polymerase II cis-regulatory region sequence-specific DNA binding; DNA-binding transcription factor activity, RNA polymerase II-specific. The coding region runs from base 497 to 3496 and encodes 999 amino acids.